AUGCUGUCGCCGGUAUCCCAACUGACUUCGCACCGCAUUCUCACUACCGGCGCCAUUCUUGCAGUGAUCUUCAUCAUACUUCUCACGCUCUAUAAUCCUCGAGAUGCCACAGCAGCCUCAAAUGGCUCGCUCGUACAACUUUCUGGUGACAAGCCCACAUCCGAUGCUACCAUAUCUACACCUGGGAACGAGCAAGAAACAGGAAAGAUUACUGCGGACAAUGGCUCUCCAUCUGCAAUAGCCGAGACCUCAGCAGUCAAUGUCGCCAUGUCCUCUGCUCCGGCAGUACCGAACGAGCCCAGAAGAGCGUUCGUUGCUUUCCUCGAGGCCCACACUGGCACGAACCGCGGCGACGAAGCACAAGGAAUGACCACGGAUGAUGAGGACGAUUAUUUCGUGGCCACGCGCGUUCUCGGCUAUCAACUUAUGCAUCAGCCUGAGACUCGAUCAAACACAUCCAUCCCAUUCAUCGUCGUCGCCUCCAGUGAAGUUUCCCAAUCAAAGCGCGCAAGACUUGAAAAGGAUGGUGCAAAAGUUGUGGUGGUGGACGGCAUUAGCGAUCCGGAAUGGCUUGACACAAAACGACAAUACCAGGGCAUAAUGACAAAACUGCGAGUCUUUCAGCAGACCGAAUACGAGAAGAUGCUAUACAUGGACGCAGACAUGUUCAUCACGCGGCGCCUGGACGCGAUUUUUGAGGACGAAGGCACAAGAAUUCAGCGACCGAAGAAGGAAGUGGACAACAAGAAAGAGGCAGCGCCGCUGCCCUCUUCCUUCAUGUUAGCAGGGCAAGCCCAGCAAACCGACCGUGUGCACAAAUACCCGCCCGACCCUUCGCUCGAAUGGAUGUGCUCCGGUUUCAUGGUCUUCAAGCCUUCGCAGGAAAUCUUUGAAUACUACACCUCUAUCAUGGAACGAGAGAACUCUUUCGACCCUAACUUCCCGGAUCAGAAUUUGCUGAAUUAUGCACAUCGGUGGGACGGGCCUAUGCCGUGGACGAAUGUGUAUUACAAGUGGACCUCGACGUAUCCGUCGAUCAAGGAGUAUGCGAUGGGCGCUGCGGCGUUGCAUGAAAAGUAUUGGAUGGACUACAAUAGGGUUGAGGCGGAGGGGCAGAACAUCAUUGGGGAUAUGUGGUUGAAGGUGCAUAGCGACAUGGAGGCCUUCUACAGAGAUAACAAUGGGUGA
Molecule: messenger RNA, 1188 nt
Organism: Letharia columbiana
Lineage: Eukaryota; Fungi; Ascomycota; Lecanoromycetes; Lecanorales; Parmeliaceae
Exons: 2
Coding region: 1-1188 (395 amino acids)
Biological process (GO): protein N-linked glycosylation
Molecular function (GO): glycosyltransferase activity
Source: RefSeq, a predicted model, not a curated record